CAAGCCCUCUGCUUAUCUCCACCCGGUUUGCUUUAGGCUUUUGGCUAUCAAGGACAGACAGAAUGUUGGUCCAGAACCUACACCAUGUAACUCAACUCCGCUGGACUCUCUAAUCAGUGUCUUCCCAGAGUAUUUUCAGUUCCUUCUGAAGCACAGAUAAUUCCAGCUUCAGUCAACGUAGAGCUGAGUUCAGCUGAGAAGACACCCCUUUUCCCUUUGCUCUUGGGUUGUGUGAAACAGGGGCUCAUGUGUUCCAGGCUGACCUCACACUUGCUAUGUAGCCAAGGAUGACCUCACCUCUUGAUCCUCCCGACUGUACCUCCGGUACCUGCUGGUGUGCGCCAUCACACCCAGGAAGACAUUCCCAAGAGUUUUGUACGUUAGCAGAACAGUCUGUUUAAAGGUGUCCUCUAUCUGAUUGUUAGAAAUUAUUCAUUUCCUCAAACAGAGAAUAAAUUGUUUGGGGAUGCAGCCCUGCCCUGCGCUCUUCCUUUGCUAAAGGCCAACCCCGAAGGCUUCAGAAUCAUGAGAAUGCUUCUGCGCUUGAGCGUUCUGACUCUCGCCUGUGUCUGGGCCAUCGCUAUGGAGAUUCCCAUGAGCACAGUGGUGAAAGAGACCUUGAUACAGCUGUCCACUCACCGAGCUCUGCUAACCAGCAACGAGACGGUGAGGCUUCCUGUUCCUACCCACAAAAAUCACCAGCUAUGCAUCGGAGAAAUCUUCCAGGGGCUAGACAUACUGAAGAAUCAAACUGUCCGUGGGGGUACCGUGGAAACGCUAUUCCAAAACUUGUCACUAAUAAAGAAAUACAUUGACCGCCAAAAAGAGCAGUGUGGCCAGGAGAGGCGGAGGACGAGGCAGUUCCUGGAUUACCUGCAAGAGUUUCUUGGUGUGAUGAGUACUGAGUGGACAAUGGAAGACUGAGACUGAGCGGGCUCAGUGAAGACAGGACUGCAGAUCUCGAGUUGAUUUUUAAACUGAUGCAUAAAACCCACAAAACUGUACAAAUUAAGGGUUACCAUACACUGUUUCCAUUUAUAUUUACAUCAUGUAGUCAAGUUAAACCUAUCUAUGUCCUCAAACAUUGAUCAUUUACAUAUAAAAAUAUUUAACAUCCUUUUUGUGUAUGUAUAACAGAAACUCCUGUAGCUCAGGUUGGCCUCAAACUUGUAAAGUAGCCAAGGAUGACCUUGAACUUCUGAUCCUCCUGCCUCCUCGGCCUGAACGAUGAGUUGACAGGCAUGCACCAUCAUUACUAGUUUUUGUGAUGCUGGGAUGGAACCCAGGGCUCUGUGCAUGCUACCCAAGCACUCUGUCAACUGAGCUAUAUUCCCUAGCCCUCAUCCCCCUUUUUGAGACAGGGUCUCAAGUAUCCCAGGCUGACCUUGAACUCAGUGUGUAGCCAAGGAUGACUCUGAACUCUUGAUUCAUUUGGAAGCAGGAGGAUCACACAUCCCACUCCAACAUCCUUUCUCCUGGCCCUUUGAGAUAGACCUUACUCAGUCACUGUCUUGAUGAGGGAUGCCACACUAGGGCUUCCUGCUCCUAACUUCAGUUUAGUCCCCGUUAAUCAGCCUCCCCUCAACUCCCUGCUGCUCUCUCCCGCCUCCAGUAAGCCCACCUCUGCUCUCAACUCCUAGGAGGUUAACUGUUCUUGUGUUCUUUUGUAUGAAUCAGAUUGUGUCAUGAUCGUCUUUCUGGGCCUGGAGUAGCCAGAUUUGGGGGACAGAAAGGGACCUCUCAUUGCACUGAGAAUGGGGGCCAACCACAUGUGGGCCCGUCCUUUUCAGUGUAACUGAACUUGAGAAGCAAAGUGAACGCUUCGUGUGUACUGCAACUUUACCAUCCCACAUCAGCAGAAAGCACCAAAUGGUUGAGAUGUGACUCAGAUGUCAGGAUCACUGAACAAGCCUCCUCCAGUUUACUCCAGGAAAAAAUAAAUGUAUGCUUUUAUUUAAUUCUGUAAGAUGUCCAUAUUAUUUAUGAUGUGUUUAAGGAUUCAGUAAGUUAUUAUUUAUUGCAAUGUAUGCGAUAUUCUAAUAAAGCUAAAGGUACAACUCUCA
Messenger RNA from Peromyscus californicus insignis, 2063 nucleotides. It is a transcript of the gene Il5, whose product is annotated as interleukin 5. The coding region runs from base 526 to 924 and encodes 132 amino acids. Gene Ontology annotation, molecular function: interleukin-5 receptor binding; growth factor activity. The transcript is spliced from 5 exons. Gene Ontology annotation, biological process: immune response. The record is from RefSeq and is a predicted model, not a curated record. Lineage: Eukaryota; Metazoa; Chordata; Mammalia; Rodentia; Cricetidae. Gene Ontology annotation, cellular component: extracellular region.